AUGACAUGGAAGACGGAUGACACUUUCGUCAUGGCUAGCGUAUCAAGUCUAAGAAAGGUCAUCAUUAAUGGCCACUUUGGGGAUUUGGCACACUUUGAUUUUGACAGAGAACUUGAACAACAUAAUUUUAAUCUCAUUUUAUUACUAGGGUUUGUGAAAUCUGAAUGUGCUGAGUACAGACACAAGUUCGGUCACUUCGGACGUGACCGUCUAGAUUUGUUGGCCAACAUUGUUCGAGAAUCAAAGAUAAAGGCUCUGCAAGCAAAAUUGUUUGAUAUUGAGAGUUAA
Molecule: messenger RNA, 288 nt
Organism: Prunus armeniaca (apricot)
Lineage: Eukaryota; Viridiplantae; Streptophyta; Magnoliopsida; Rosales; Rosaceae
Source: the annotation of a GenBank genome assembly